Messenger RNA from Ixodes scapularis (black-legged tick), 3992 nucleotides. Its product is annotated as beta-1,3-galactosyltransferase 5. Lineage: Eukaryota; Metazoa; Arthropoda; Arachnida; Ixodida; Ixodidae. Gene Ontology annotation, cellular component: membrane. The coding region runs from base 225 to 1322 and encodes 365 amino acids. Gene Ontology annotation, molecular function: hexosyltransferase activity. The transcript has 2 exons. The record is from RefSeq and is a predicted model, not a curated record.
GUUUUUAGUCUGGCGGCGAGCGCCUGGACGUGCUGAACGUACAAACCUCGACCCGCGCAGUUUCGUAGCCACACAAUACAAGCUGCCCGUCGAUCGGCCCGCCAAAUAUGCUAGAACAGGCCGUGCCCCGAACCACGUGGGCCCCAGCGGCGAUGCCAGUCGCCACAUCGCCGCUGCUCUCGACUUCAACAGAGCCCUCCUGAUGUCGUGGCCAACGGAAGGCGAUGAGCCUCUAUCUAAGGUACAGCCGACAGCUGCUCCUCUGGAUCACGACAUGCGCAGCCAUCUACGUUCUCCUGGCAUGCUACUUCCACUUCUCAAGACACAACGCGGGCAUCGGGAAUUUCGGUACCUUUGUCGCCACUCGAUUCAUCCUCAAAGACAAUGCAACGCUAGCGUCACGCGCUACCCCCGCGAUGGCCAGCCACCCACCAGGAUUGCACGAGGACGUCAACCCAUACCCUUUCGGCUACGUCCUCAACAAACCAGACCUCUGCGCUACAGGAUCCAAGAUCCUGGUCCUCAUCGCGGUCAUGACGGCCUCCGGAAACUUCAACCAGCGCCGUGCCAUCAGGGACACCUGGGGCAAGGAAUCGCUGCACCGUGGCUUCAAGCUCGUGUUCCUCCUCGGCCUGCCCAGGUACGACGUCCUCCAGCGCAGCAUCCUAGCCGAAGACAGCCUCCACGCGGACAUCGUCCAAGGAAACUUCACAGACUGCUACCGGAACCUCACUUUCAAGUCGGUGAUGAUGGUCCGCUGGGCCAGUGCCUCCUGUCCUGGUGCGGAGUUUGUACUCAAGAUCGACGACGACGUGCUCCUCAACGUCUGGGACUUUGCGCCUACCCUGAGCGCACUGCACGGGGUAGACCGCACCAUCUGGGGGCUGCUGGCACAGCGCUGGACGCCAGAGCGGAACCCCCGGAGCAAGUGGUACGUGUCCUGGGGAAUGUACCAGAACGCGACGUACCCGGACUUCUUGACGGGUCCUUCGUACCUCCUGUCCGGUGACAGCGUGCCGUUGCUGGCUCGCGCGAGCGACAGCGUGCCUUACCUGUACCUUGAGGACGUCUUCCUCACCGGACUCGUGGCAGAGAAGGCCGGCAUUCGUAGGGUGCACAACGACGGGUUCCUCAACUACCGGAAGUUCUUUACGCCCUGCACAACGCCUCGAGUGAUAGCCAGUCACGGGUACACUCCACUGUACCUCCGGCACGUCUGGGCUUCCACAAAGACCAAAGCUGCGACGCGGCGUUGCCAGAAGCGGAAUUCCCUGGAGACAACGACAACGACAACCGAGUUUCGAGGAAUGACCACGUCCUAACGACGCUUGCGGGACGUUAGCAUUUUAUGUCUCACAAAUUGACGCUUGAGGGACGUCAGCAUUUUGUAUCUCCAGGUUGAGUUGCUUUCGGGUUCCAAGAAGUGAACUCCCGAGAACCGAGGCGCUUUCCACGCUUGCAUUUCGUCGUCUGGAAACCGGAUGUCUUCGGCUUCUAGACGCAUGGCGUGUUUUGUGCAAACGUGAAAACAGCAAACUCUGAUGUGCUUGUGCGGGUCGCAUGCCACACAUAUAAAGCUUCUGCGCGUGUGCAGCUACAUGCUUAACUUCGCUCCUCGACCCAGAAAAAGGAUAGCCACGGAAAGGGUGACACUGAAAAGGGGCAGAGACAGAAUUUCAAGAGACAAGGUGGCAAGGGGCAGGACGGCAAUGGACAGAAUGAGAAGAGACAGAAUGGCAAGGGGAAUCCCGGAGAAAAGCUCACCAGUCUUUCAACAGACCCGGAAAAAAUCUCACCUCGAAUUAAAUCAUUAUGUAAAGUGGACAAUACCAUUUUAUAGCAGUAGUGCAAUGAAAGCAAUUGACACCUCUCAAGCAGGCGGUACACUGUACGACACAGCACGAACACGAGCUGGGCGUUUUUUUUUUUUUUUGCAUUUUACUCGCAGUAAGAGCUAAAAUUACUCGCAGAAGAGCUAAAAAUUGAAAGCGUAGCUUCUUAAAUAAAUAGUGAAAUGUGAAGAUUUGGCAUUCCGAACUACAUGAAAGGUUAUUCAAUAUGCUGGGUGUUUCAGUGGUGACUUCAAAAAAUCCCUAAAAAUUAGGUGGUUGAGCAAAAGAAAGCUCUUUCAGGGAACAAACUGCCAGCCACAACAAAUGUCAAGAAUCGAGAGAAAAAAAAAUACUAAUUAGCUAAAUAAUUAACUUUUUAAUUAGUGAAAAUAAACAUAUGGUCCCAACAAGAAACUCUUUAAGAAUUAUUGAAAACCACUUAAUCAAUUCAUUUUAGAAAAAUAUAAAACAGGGGCAGCUUUUUAUAACGUCUCUAAAAAACGCUCAAGUCGAACGCGUCCGCAUUUAGCAUUUUUUUUUAAAUGUCGUAAAACGCUUUAUUCGGAUGCGUCCGAAUUUAGUUCAUUCUUGAAACGCCGUAAAAUGCUGACCCGGCCUUAUAUAUUUCUAAAAUGAGUUUAUUUAGUGGCUUUCGAUGAUGCUUAGAAAGUUUAUCAUUAGAACUUUGUUCAUUUUCACUAAAAAAAAUGAAUGAUUAAAUUUUAGUAAAUUAUUUAUCUAAUUAAUAUAUUUGUUUCUGUAAUUUUUGAUAUUCACCGUGGCUUGCAAUUUGUUCCAAGAAAGAUUUUUUCCUUUCUUGAAAGCCUUCGUAGAAACACCCUGUAUAAAUAUCCAGAAACUAUGCAAGCUGCGGACUUUUACACUUGCUUUAUUUCCCCCAGUUAUUUUGAAAUUAGCGCUCUAUUAAAAUUCUUUAUUUAUUUUUGUUGUGCAACGCCUACAUGUUGCAGAACAACUUUACAUUAAAAAAAAAAAAAAAAAAAAGAUUCUGCUAGCGGAGUGCAGAAUGAACGUUUGCACAUAAGGCAUCCCAGUAUACUUUCCAGUUGACUGAACAUACACUUCACUUUAAUGGACGCUCGAUUCGAUUCGUAAGUGAGGUUUUCUCCACAUCCAUCAAAAGACCGGUGAGCUUUUUUUCUGCAUCCGACGGUUUUGUGGUGAGCUUUCCUCCGCCGAUCUAGCAAGGCACAGGAUGGCCAGGAAUAUGUGGUAGUGAUGGACAAGUGACAUGUAAGAGUGCUACCUGUAUACAUACUUCAUUUCGCCAAACCAAGCAAACCUUGAGUUAGAUUUGUUAUACAGUAAAACCUCGUUAUAACAAAACGGGAUAUAACAAACUAAUGGAUAUAACAAAGCAAUCAUAAUUCCCCUUGCUUGCUAAUAGUGGGAAGAAAUGGACAUUGGCUAUAACAAACUAAUGGUUAUAACGAAAUAAUUACGACCGCUCCUUCAACUUUGUUAUAACGAGGUUUUACUGUAUAAACGUUUAUACAGCUGGGAGGUCAGUUCGCCACAAAAUGUGCUCUGCCCCAGAAGAGCGAUUCAGCUGAGCGGAAUGACCGCUAACCUUACGUUCAAUGUGCAUCACAUGUUAGUGAUUCCAUGAAAAAUAUUUAGAGGAGUAAACAUGAUGCUCAUAGUUAAGACACCAAGCUUACGCAGAUGUGCAUGUUCUGUUCAGUUAUAAUUUUUAAGGGAAGCAUUAAAAAAAAAAACAAGUGAAAUCGGAUGAACAGAUUGCUCACCAUUGUGAGAAAUUUUCUUUCAACCGCGCUCAGAUAUAAAUGCAAAUAAGUCGGUUAUUUAAAAAGACAUAGUGCUUUGGUUUUAUUGCAGGUCUGAGGCACAAUUACAGCAGCCCACGUGGAAGAAAGCAACUUGAAGUAAAAGGCUACAAGUAUACAUAACUUGAAAAAUGAUAAAUGGCUAAACAUAGCAGCCUGCCAUCUCUUGUUCAACCUUGUUACCAUUUCUGGACAUGGUUAUGAGCAGAAACUCGAUUCACAACCCAAAAACCUGCACUUGUAGCUGCAACAUAUAUAAAAGUGAACCUUACUUAACGAAGAAAUAUAUAAUAAAAGUUUGAAUGUUUGUGCACCAUAAACAAAUAAAACAAAUGCAGUUAGUCCCAUAUUA